Molecule: messenger RNA, 1940 nt
Organism: Sesamum indicum (sesame)
Lineage: Eukaryota; Viridiplantae; Streptophyta; Magnoliopsida; Lamiales; Pedaliaceae
Product: integral membrane protein (Protein of unknown function DUF92, transmembrane)
Cellular component (GO): chloroplast inner membrane
Source: RefSeq, a predicted model, not a curated record
CGGAGCUUCCUUUCUUCCGUAAGCAACCUCCAACUGAACUAUAAAAUGGCGACUUUGCUUCACUCCUGUCCCUCUCUCAUCAAACCAUCACCUCUUCUUCCAAUUUCCCUAAAACCCUCUUUUCCCCUCAGAUCAAAACCCUCAAAGUUCCCCAUUAUCGAGAAUAAUGCCAACCCCAAUUCAAGCAGUAGCCACUGAUCUCGAUCCAGGCCUGGUGCAGCAGGUUAUGAAUCUGUUCCGUUCGUCACCGCCCACGUGGAAGUCUGCGUUUCUGAGCAACGUCUUGAUCUUUCUUCUGGGCUCUCGGCUUCUGGUCUCAGGGUUGUCCCUCUCGGGCAUUGCUGCUGCUUUCUUGCUUGGCACUCUUACCUGGCGUGCCUUUGGAUCUUCUGGGUUCCUUCUUGUGGCCACAUUCUUUGUCCUGGGGACUGCAGCGACCAAAGUGAAGAUUGCACAAAAGGAGGCCCAAGGGGUUGCUGAGAAAAGGAAAGGAAGGAGGGGACCAGGAAGUGUUAUUGGAUCUAGUGCUGCAGGCUGUGUCUGUGCUUUCCUCUCGAUUUAUGCUAUUGGGGGAGAGGCAUUUGCUCGUCUUUGGGAGCUUGGAUUCGUUGCCAGUUUCUGCACUAAACUGGGUGAUACUGUUUCAAGUGAGAUUGGGAAGGCAUACGGCAAAACAACUUAUCUAGUCACUACAUUCAAGAUGGUCCCAAGGGGUACAGAAGGCGCUGUUAGCACUGAGGGAACUGUUGCUGGACUUCUAGCUUCAAUUCUUCUUGCUUCUGUUGGCUGUAUAAUGGGUGAGAUAAAUGCACCUGAAGCCAUCAUAUGUGUGAUUGCUUCCCAGAUUGCUAAUCUUGCAGAGAGUAUCAUCGGUGCUGCACUGCAAGAGAAAGAAGGAUUUAGAUGGGUUAGUGAUCAUCUUCUUCUCAAGUGGCCAAGUUUCAGUUAUCAUAUUUUCUUUUGAUUUAAGUGAUGAAAUACCUUGGGGCUGAAGAUAUACGUUAUCGCUCACCAAUGACGCCGCUAACGUCAUCAACAUAUCAACAGGGAGCAUCUUGGCAGUCCUUAUGCAGCAACUAAUACUCCAAAAUCGGAACUCAUGGAUGCAAGACAGUUCACAUCAUUAGGCCAUCGUCAGCGAGAUCUAGCUCAAGCUGGCACGCCCCUCGAUAGGAGCCGUACAAUAUACACUUCUGCCACGGAGAUUCUCCAUCUUUUCCCUCAGGUGGCCAGAUGAUGGAGACCUCCCUGAUAUUAGGUGAUUCAUAUUGCCUGUGCAGCAGAACUUACUACCAAGGCUUCGUUACUCAGUACCUCUCCCAAGAAGUAAUUAGCAUGGAGCAGCGGGAAAUCUGACGUGGUGCUUUAGAUUAUUGGUACAAGUCCAAACUAACAUACACAACCAUAUUCUUUUAUAGCUUUGAACACCUGAUCUCGGCACCCUUGUAAGAGCCAACAGAUUAUUAAACACGAUGCGUUAAUGUUCUUUAGUCAUUAAUAUUGCGGCCCAAAUAGACAUUGUUAUCGACUCUUAUACACCUUAUGUGCAAAACCAUCAUACAAUAUGAAAAUGGAACUUCACCAAAAUAUUUUCGGUGGCAUACCUACAUUGUUGACUCAUUUGCCUGCACAUAGUAUUACAAUCAUGAAGAUCUUAAAAUUGAUACAUUCAGCAGGCAAGAAACUGCCAAAAAGUAUUUGAACUGAUAUCUUAGAAGGGCUUUCACUAGUUUUUUCAUAACAAGCAUAGAUAAGCAAGUUGGGAAUCUAACAUGUCCCCACUGCACAUGCCCUUCAAUGUGCCUUCCUUUCCUAUUCCAAAACAGUUGGAAACUGAUCUUUGCCAUACAACGCUCAAUUCUUCCCCCCUUUUCUUAUAAAGUACAUGGAACUUCCCCACACCUUACGGUACAUAUUCAAGUGACAAGCAUUGCGCCGAA